AUGUUCCGUCCAGCCUCCAGAGCUCUCCUCCGCUCCCCGUCGACGCCGUUCGUCGCAGUCCGUGGCCCGGCUAGCAGGCGAUUGGUAAGCACCGCUUCCUCCUCGGGGACGCCCAAGUCCAGGAGCUGGAAGAAUACCGUCGUGAGGAUUGGAUUGGCCGCUGGCGCGGUUUACUAUUAUAACACGAGUGAUAUUUUCGCCGGCCAGCCGUCGUUCUCCCUGCGAAACCAACCCUACGGCUACGAACCCGUCGACGAAAAGUCCCUCCCCACACUCAACUCCAUCGAGCCGAAGAUCCGCAAGGAACGCGAACAAGAACGACAGAGGGAACAAGCCGCGCGCGCCGCCGCCGCCCCCGCAGAUGGAACAACCCCCGGUGGGAAAUCGCCCGAGCAGCUAGAGGAGGAAGCUGGCCAAGAGGCUGCGUUCAACCCGGAGACUGGUGAGAUUAACUGGGACUGCCCGUGUCUGGGCGGAAUGGCUCACGGUCCUUGCGGGGAGGAGUUCAAGGCGGCGUUUAGCUGCUUUGUGUACUCGAAUGAUGAGCCCAAGGGGAUUGAUUGUAUUGAGAAGUUCAAGGGCAUGCAGGAUUGCUUCCGUGCGCACCCCGACGUUUACGGCGCCGAGCUAGAGGACGACGAUGCUCCCGCUGAGACCCCCGCCGCUCCUUCGAAGGAGGAGGUUUCCGCUGCCGUUAAGGCUGACGCCGCCUCGCAUCCCGAUGAAAAACAUGCCCGCGCAAAGGAGAUCAAGACCCAGGUUGCCAGCGCCGCAGCGAAGGAGGGCGAGCAGGCUGAGAGCGAGGAGCUGAUCCCCAAGGCAUGGCACGACACGGAAAGCAAGAACACCGAGUCCAAGGCUCAGAAGUCCGAGAAAUGA
Messenger RNA from Aspergillus chevalieri, 879 nucleotides. RefSeq names its product coiled-coil-helix-coiled-coil-helix domain-containing protein (gene MIA40). Gene Ontology annotation, cellular component: mitochondrial intermembrane space. The record is from RefSeq and is a predicted model, not a curated record. NCBI's taxonomy places the organism in Eukaryota, Fungi, Ascomycota, Eurotiomycetes, Eurotiales, Aspergillaceae. Gene Ontology annotation, biological process: protein import into mitochondrial intermembrane space. Bases 1 to 879 code for a protein of 292 amino acids. Gene Ontology annotation, molecular function: protein-disulfide reductase activity. The transcript is spliced from 3 exons.